CAAAUUUCGACGGUUAUAUUGAACCCGCCGCAUCAAAUCCACGUUGAGUACCAGAUCGGUAACUGGAGCCUACUGGAGAAAGGCUGGUGCCUGUCUCUUCUCUUCCUUCCCAUGCACAAUGCAGUCAAGAGUGGGUGGAGCUGUGCUUGUGACUGGAAGGGAGUGAAGUGAAACGUACAAUUUGCGGGUAUCGUUUGUGGGGUGUUGGAUUGGUGGGCUAGGGCCAGCAAAGCAAGGCGAGGGUGCGGUCUGGCGGACGCGGGAACAGAAACCAGCCACAAAAAGGAGGAGCUUCAACGCAGAGGCAUUGAAUUCGGGAGUCGGGAAUUGGAAGAGAGUUGGGCUGUGUGGGACUGGCCACGUGAAGGGGGCACUUCACCACGUGUACGGUACUGGACCAGAAAGGCCGGAAUGUGGGCAGGUCCCUGUUCUGAGCUUGGAUCACCCUUUCACAUCCGGGCUGAGCGAGGACUUUCCGUCUCCUCCUGGGGGUUUUUAAGCUCAGGACUCCUGUUUAGAAGGGUAGUUGUAAUGGGGUCUUGCCAAAGGGCAAUUACAACUACGCUGUGAAACACUGCAAUUCCACCACAGCUACAUGGCUGAAUCGGCCAAAGAGCGUCGCGACCGCGUAAACCGUGUGAAAUCCGCGGACCCAGACUGGUCUCCCUCUAUCGUUCUUCCCUCCACUCCACUUGGAUUGGCCUCCACUGGGGAAAGGAGCUUGGCUGUGUUGGAAUGUUCCACCUGCCCUGCGUUAUUUUCUGU
Messenger RNA from Closterium sp. NIES-67, 765 nucleotides. NCBI's taxonomy places the organism in Eukaryota, Viridiplantae, Streptophyta, Zygnematophyceae, Desmidiales, Closteriaceae. The record is from the annotation of a GenBank genome assembly.